Messenger RNA from Plasmodium gonderi, 1425 nucleotides. Its product is annotated as merozoite surface protein 8. The transcript has a single exon. Bases 1 to 1425 code for a protein of 474 amino acids. The record is from RefSeq and is a predicted model, not a curated record. NCBI's taxonomy places the organism in Eukaryota, Apicomplexa, Aconoidasida, Haemosporida, Plasmodiidae.
AUGAAGAAAAACACACAAUUAAUUAUUUUUUUCUUACUAUCAUUAUUUACCUACAAAAGUGUAGCUGAAGGGAAUAUUGAUAUACCCAAUGACAAUGAUAACACUGUGAUUACGAACAAUGGAAAUAAUGGAAAUGGAGAUGAUAACAAUGGGCCAUCGCACAUUGAUGGAAACAACAAUAAUAUGAAUGAUAAUGAUAAUAAUGAUUCUAAGAAAAAAGAAAAUGAUUUAACAGGAAAUAAGAAUGAUAAAGAAGACGAAGCAAAUGGAAAUGACAAGAAAAAUGAAAAUGCAGAUAGUAACAAUGCUAAGAACAAUUCAGAUACAAAUGCAAAAAAUGAUGAUGAAAACAAAAUGAAUGAAGAAUCUUUAAAAAAAAUUCUUAAAAUUGUUGAUGAAAUUGAAAAUAUUCAAGCACUACUUGAUGGAAACUAUAACAUUUUUGAUAAAUACAGCGUAAAAUUAGUUGAUGAAGAUGACGAAGAAACUAAUAAAAAGAAAUUAAUUGGAGAAUAUGACAUUAAAAUGUUAAAAAAAAUUUUAUUAUUCAGAGAAAAAAUAUCAAGAAGUUGUGAAAACAAUUAUAUUAAGAAUAUACCAAACUUAUUUAUUAAAUGUGCUAAUGUGAAAGAUCCCAAAUUAAGUAAAUCUGUAGAAAAAAUUAAAAAAGGAUUAACUAAAAAUAAUAUGAAUAUUGAAGACUUCAUAAUAGGUUUAUUAGAAGAAUUAUUUGAGAAAAUAAAUGAAAAUUUUAUACAAGAGGAUUCAUUUGAUUUAAAUGAUUAUUUACCAGAUAUUGAACUAAUUAAUUACAUACUUACGAAUGAAACCCCUGAAUUAAUUGCUGAUCUUUUAAAUAUAAUAGAUGCUAUAAAUUUCAAGUUAGAAUCUGGAUCCAUCGAAAAAAUGGUUAACUCAACCCAAUCAGGAGCCCAUUUAAAUAGCAAAAUGAAGGAAGACAUAAUUAAUUUAUAUAAAAAUUCUGCAGCCAAAUUUUUUAAAAUUGGAAUUGAUAAAAAAACAAAGAUGAUAUAUCCAGUACAGGUAACACAUAAAAGCAUCAACAUGAAAGAAUUUGCUCUUAAUUUCCUUGACAAAAAUAAUGUAUGUGAGCAUAAAAAAUGUCCAUUAAAUUCCAACUGCUAUGUGAUAAAUGGUGAAGAAACAUGUAGAUGUCUCCCAGGAUUUAUUGCUGUCAACGUAAAUAAUGAUUUUAACUGUGUGAGAGAUGAUACCAUUGACUGUAGCAUACAUAAUGGUGGCUGUGAUGAAAAUGCCACAUGUACACUUAUAGACAAAAAAAUUGUAUGUGAAUGCAAGGAUAAUUUUGAAGGAGAUGGAAUAUAUUGCUCCUAUAGUAUUUUUAAUUCCAUCAACAGUUUCAUUUUCUUAAUCAUACUGCUUUUGUGUUUAUAUUUAUUUUAG